AUGGGCUGGUUUGACGGCGGUUCGUCUUUGGCCGAUUGGGCUCCUGGUGCCUCUUCCUCCUCUCAUAAACACCAUCGAUCGCAUUCACACGACAAACACCAUAGGAGCAGCAGCCACCAUCGCUCUUCCGGCUCUAUCUUUGGCGGCGGGGAUCAUCACAAACACAAUUCCUCCAAAGCGAGCUUUUUUGGAGGAGAUUCGAAACGCAAUCGGUCGAGUUCGAGUAUCUUCGGAAGUGGAGACCAUAAGCACAAUUCUUCACGGUCGAGUUUCUUUGGAGGCUUUGGUGGCGGUGGAAGAUCCUCCUCAUAUUACAAACGUAGCCCUCGAGGCGGAUUCAUGAAGCGCGCAUACUCCAAGCUUCGAAGGCUACUGCGGGACCUGAUAUACUACAUGAAGAAAAACCCCAUGAAGGUUUUCAUGCUGGUCAUAAUGCCUCUUAUAACUGGUGGAGCUUUGACAGGGCUUCUUCAUAAAUUUGGAAUCAGGCUACCACACGGUUUAGAGAAGAUGAUGGGUGGAGCUAGAGGCGGUGGAGGGGUCGGGCAUGAUCGUCAUGGUGGGAUGCAAUUCGAAAGGACUCAUGUCGAAGGGAGUGGUCCUCUUGGUGCUAUGGGUGGUGCUAUGGAGAGCAUGGGAGGUGUCAGCAACGUUGUUGGAGCUAUGGGCGGCAUUGGAAGCGCCAUGAAGAUGGCGAAAAUGUUCAUGUGA
Messenger RNA from Glarea lozoyensis ATCC 20868, 711 nucleotides. RefSeq lists its product as uncharacterized. The transcript is spliced from 2 exons. Bases 1 to 711 code for a protein of 236 amino acids. The record is from RefSeq and is a predicted model, not a curated record. NCBI's taxonomy places the organism in Eukaryota, Fungi, Ascomycota, Leotiomycetes, Helotiales, Helotiaceae.